AUGAAAAUUCUUUGGGGAAACACAAUUGCUAUUGUCAUUUUUUAUUUCUUGAAAAAUACAAAUGCAAUACAGUUAUAUGGAAAUGAUUUAAAAUUUGACGAAAGUUUUAAACCUAAAAUAGCUUCUGAUAAAAAAAAAAUUUUAGAAGACAAUCAAUUUCAAGAAUCCUUAAAAUCAUUUUUAAAAAAUAAUGGAAAUGACGAUUUUUUAAAAAAAAAUGCAAAUGAAAAUGAAAACAUAUUUGGAUCUGAUAAAUUUAUUGAAGAUAAUAAAGAAUUCAUAAAUAAACAAAUUUUAUCUGACUUAUAUAGUAAUUUUAUUAUUACAGUAGUAAAUGAUAAUACUUUAAAUUUCUUGGAUAAUAUUAAGUCUAAUAAUGAAGAAAAUACUGAAUUCCAAAUAGAAUUUGAAGAAAGUUGUUCUCCAUUUUUUUGUGAAAAAGUUAUGAAAGCAAAAGAAAUUGAAUCUAAAAAUAAAAGCAAUGAAAGGGAAAUCGUUUUACAUCAAAAUGAUAACUCGAAUAAAGAAAUUAUUGAUAAUAUGAAUCAAUCUGAACAAAAUAAUGAUAUAGAUAAUCAGAAUAAUGAAGAAUUAUUUGCUAAUCUUGAUUCUAUACUUGAUAAGACAAACCCUAACGGAAAAGGAGAUGUAGAUGCUAUCUAUUCCCGAGAAAUUGAUGGCAAUCAAGAUAAACAAAAAAUAAUUUUAACAGAUGGAACGAAUGUAUAUGUAUUAGAAGAAGUAGUACAAGAUAACAAUAACUUUAUGGAUGAACAAAAUAUAAAUCUUAGAAAUGGGGAUCAAGAAAUAAAAAUGCAUAUACCCCAAAACAAUAAUAAAGUAGAAAAUAAUGAUAUUAAUGAAUUUUUUGAAAAUAAAGAUAUAUUAAAUAAUUUUAAUUUAUAUGAUAAUGAUAAUAAUGGGGAUGGAUAUGUUAAUAGUGUUUAUACAGAUAGUGAAAGAGGAAUUAACGAACAUAAAAUGGAUUAUAACGAAAAUUCUGAAAAUAAAAAUGAAAAUAUAUCUGAUAGUAUUGAUGAAAGUAUAUUGAAUAUGACUGAAGAAGAAUUAUCACAAAAAAUUUUUGAUGAUAUAAAGAUGAACAAUGAGGAUAAAAUAGAAUGUCAUAAUUAUUCUAAUAGCCAAGAUAAAUGCAAUAGUUUUAAAAAAUGUACUUUUGUUAAUAUUGACAAUAAAGAUGUUUGCUUCUUGGAUUACAAUUACAUGCUUUUCUUAAAAAACACAAAUUGUACUUUGCAAUCGAAGUCCUCUCUACUCUCCAUCUCAAAGGAUCUACUCCAGAACGAAAUUAUCAACAGACAAAUGUUCCAACUACUAAGAAACAGCAGCAAUAAUAAUUUUAUUUGUGACACAAUUACUUAUUCAUUCCUUACAAGUGUUGUUGACAAUACAAAUUAUGAUGACAUAUUUUCUUAG
Plasmodium berghei ANKA is the source of this 1437-nucleotide messenger RNA. RefSeq names its product conserved protein, unknown function. The transcript is spliced from 2 exons. The coding region runs from base 1 to 1437 and encodes 478 amino acids. Lineage: Eukaryota; Apicomplexa; Aconoidasida; Haemosporida; Plasmodiidae. The record is from RefSeq and is a predicted model, not a curated record.